ACUUCCGUCUUGUUAUAAUGAGGUUUGGAAGAUGUGUUGAUAAUAUAAGGACUUGUGAUUCAUCGUCACAUAUCAUGGCACACUACAUGGCACACUACAUGGCACACUACAUGGCACACUACAUGACACACUACAUGACACACUACAUGGCACACUACAUGGCACACUACAUGGCACGCUACAUGACACACUACAUGACACACUACAUGGCACACUACAUGGCACACUACAUGACACACUACAUGGCACACUACAUGACACACUACAUGGCACACUACAUGGCACACUACAUGGCACACUACAUGACACACUACAUGACACACUACAUGGCACACUACAUGACACACUACAUGACACACUACAUGACACACUACAUGGCACACUACAUGACACACUACAUGGCACACUACAUGGCACACUACAUGGCACACUACAUGACACACUACAUGGCACACUACAUGGCACACUACAUGACACACUACAUGGCACACUACAUGGCACACUACAUGGCACACUACAUGACACACUACAUGGCACACUACAUGGCACACUACAUGACACUACAUGGCACACUACAUGGCACACUACAUGACACUACAUGGCACACUACAUGA
This is a messenger RNA of Procambarus clarkii (red swamp crayfish), 614 nucleotides long. Lineage: Eukaryota; Metazoa; Arthropoda; Malacostraca; Decapoda; Cambaridae. The record is from RefSeq and is a predicted model, not a curated record.